Molecule: messenger RNA, 1017 nt
Organism: Triplophysa rosa
Lineage: Eukaryota; Metazoa; Chordata; Actinopteri; Cypriniformes; Nemacheilidae
Gene: tmem258
Product: transmembrane protein 258
Exons: 4
Coding region: 109-348 (79 amino acids)
Biological process (GO): protein N-linked glycosylation
Cellular component (GO): membrane-bounded organelle
Source: RefSeq, a predicted model, not a curated record
CUUUUAUUUUACGUGCGUCUCUCCGUCACUCUUCCGGUCACUCUUCACUUACGUGGCUGUUACCGCUCUUCUUCCGGUUAGACAGAUUCACUCUCUACCUGUCACACGAUGGAGUUGGAAGCCAUGACGAGGUACACCAGCCCGGUGAAUCCUGCUGUGUUCCCCCACCUGACUGUAGUGCUGCUGGCCAUCGGCAUGUUCUUCACAGCCUGGUUUUUUGUAUAUGAAGUAACGUCCACAAAAUACACACGAGACGUGUACAAAGAGCUGCUUAUUUCACUGGUCGCAUCACUCUUCAUGGGCUUCGGAGUUCUUUUCCUCUUACUGUGGGUUGGCAUUUACAUCUGAUGUUUGGGCAGUGGACCACGACACGUACAACAGAACAUUCCGGGUUGAUCAGAGCAUCCAGGGUCAAGCACCAGAAUCUGGGGUGGAGUUUGAACUGGCAGGAUGAAGGGAUUGUGGGUUAAUCUUUCACAAAUAAAACAGUUUUUGUUAGAAAAUCAAAAUUCUGUAUGUUUGUUUUCUUAAAUGUAUGCAUUUAUAUGAAUGGUUUUGUAUGGUUCUUGGACCAGAUCAGUCAACUGUCAGUUAUGGCCAACAGGGGGCAUUGUUACUGUCCCGUAGAAGAGGCAGGCGAAGAAUAACGAAAAGAAGGCAUGUUUAACUUCAUUUGAAACUGUAAUUUAUAAAGCAGAAACAUUACAGUACGGCCUAUUAUAUCACUUAUUCCUUAUUAUUAAAACAUUAUAAUCCCAAAUAAUCAAACGUCACUCAAUAAAUUAAACGAAACGAAUCAGACGUGGCGAUCUAAUCUACAGAUUAUGAUGUAUAAAUCAAAUUUUACUCACCAAUAGUACCUAGACAGGAUCUCAGUCCAUCGCGGCAAAGAAACGACCGUGUUCAUUCUUCAUUUGCUUUAAAAUGCUUUAAUAAUUACAUAAAUGUGAAUGUGGAGUUUCUUUACCCGCUCCUCUGAACAGGACGCAUGUUAAUGACGCAAUAAAAAUAACACUG